Eptesicus fuscus (big brown bat) is the source of this 1507-nucleotide messenger RNA. It is a transcript of the gene NUDT17, whose product is annotated as nudix hydrolase 17. Gene Ontology annotation, cellular component: cytosol. The transcript has 8 exons. Bases 58 to 1056 code for a protein of 332 amino acids. The record is from RefSeq and is a predicted model, not a curated record. Lineage: Eukaryota; Metazoa; Chordata; Mammalia; Chiroptera; Vespertilionidae. Gene Ontology annotation, biological process: NAD+ catabolic process; NADP+ catabolic process. Gene Ontology annotation, molecular function: NADH pyrophosphatase activity.
ACAGGGCGCCGCUCGGCCACCAGAGGGCGCCAAGCGGACGGUGACCCCGGGCCGGUGAUGGCGGAGGCGCGGGUGCUGCUGCUGCUUUCGGGGCGCCCGCAGGCGGUGGGCUUCGCGCAGAGUGUGUGCGGCCUCCUGGGCGGCCAGGCCGGGCGCGGGCCGUGGCCCACACACUGCGGCCUGCGGCGCGGGCAGCUGCUCCUCUCGGCCGAGCCCUUCCCCGGCGCCACGGCCAGGCUCCCGCUCCAGCGACCCGCCUUCUGCCCCUUCGCGGCCCUGGACCAGCAGCCCACGCCGCCGGGAGCCGAGCUGCCCGCGAACCGAAGCGUGGACCUGGGCGUGGUGGUCGUCCUGCAGUCCCGCGACCGGACUGUCUUGUUGACACGAAGGACACGCACCCUCAGAGUUUCCCCCAACCUCUGGGUGCCGCCAGGUGGGCACGUGGAAGCUGAUGAAGCGCUGCUGGACGCAGGCCUCCGAGAGCUUUGGGAGGAGACUGGACUGCAGCUGCCCCAGGGCCAGUUCUCGUGGGUCCCCCUGGGGUUAUGGGAGUCCGCCUACCCUCCUAGGCUGAGCUGGGGCCUCCCCAAAUACCAUCACAUCGUUCUCUACCUCCUGGUGGUCUCCCAGGAGUCGCAGCAGCAGCUGCAGGCCCGGAUCCAGCCAAACCCACGGGAGGUGAGCGCCGUCCUGUGGCUGGGCCCCGACGCAGCCGCUGCAGUGGCUGCCUCAGAGGAUGGGAUGGAGGCAGCCAGACACCUCUCCCAGGACCUGCCACCCUCCGUCCGUGCCCUGGAACUGGAGGAAGGUGGAGAAGUCCGACCUCUGGCCCUGCCCAUGUCCACCCUGCUGCAGACGACCCCGGCCACCGCGGACGGCCAAGAGAGGGUCAGCACCGGGACCAAGUUUGCCCUCAGGCUCUGGCUGCAACACCUGGGCAGAGUGACGCCCCUACCAUGUGACACUGGAGCUCAUGUGGACCCUGGGCCUGCAAAGGAAGACCAGAACAUGGACCCCCUCCCCCCAGACCAGGGAACCGGAAAGCCAAGUGCAUAAUCCCCUCCCCAGCCCACCUCUAUGACACAGAAGAUUCACAACCUUUAUUAUGGGUAAGAACUUUGCUACAACUUUGGGAAUAAAAAGUACAAUUACAACAGAGGUCCUAGGCCCUGGAGGAGCCUGACAAAGGAGACUGGGGACAACACGGGUCCUCCACCUCCCAGGAAAGGUGCAGAAUCAGCCCGACCUCACCGCAGGGCCGCGGGCCUUGAGCGGCUCGGGCCCGGGGCUGGUCAGCGUAAGAAACACUGUGAACUUAAAUAUAUAAAUAGAGUCCCAGGCGUAGGCCGGGCCCUGCUCCCAAACUCCUGGGCGUCAGGGCUAAGGCCUUGUCUCCUCAGGGAGAUGUACGGGGGAUUAGGAGGCAGGGGAGUCAUCUUUGGAUGUGUUUUGGUUUUCCUUGUUUAUGUACAAAAAAUCUACAACCCAAAAUAGAGUUCUCUGUCCA